This is a messenger RNA of Aureobasidium pullulans EXF-150, 2073 nucleotides long. RefSeq lists its product as uncharacterized. The transcript is spliced from 2 exons. The record is from RefSeq and is a predicted model, not a curated record. Gene Ontology annotation, biological process: Golgi to plasma membrane transport; intracellular protein localization; exocytosis. Gene Ontology annotation, cellular component: exocyst. Lineage: Eukaryota; Fungi; Ascomycota; Dothideomycetes; Dothideales; Saccotheciaceae. Bases 1 to 2073 code for a protein of 690 amino acids.
AUGUCGGAAAAGGCAAAGGGAAUCGUGUCCCUGCGCAAGAAGAAGACGACCAAACGUCCUCAAAUCAGUGCGCCUCGCCAGAUCGCUACAAAUCAGCAGGACGAGUCGACAGCAGCAGCAUCAGCAGCAGCAGCAGCAUCACUGCACCCCCCGCCGCAGCACGCCCAGCACGCCCACCAGUCGCGCUCCGACACAGCUCCUCGCAACAACAGCCAAACCAGCCAGACCAGCCUCGCCGUUCCACGUCCUAGACCGUCGCUGGGGGGCCCUGAUAGUACCACCGACCUGGUCAAACGCCGUUAUUCCACCCGCUUCGCCAAUUAUCCUCAAGAUGCCGAACGAGCUCCUUCUGUUCCGAACAUCCCUGCCCACCUCGCACAAUCGCGUCCGAACCGCUCGCCUGACCGCCGCGGAGAACGCAUCAGGGUUGAUGUGAAUGCCCUGCGCGAUCCCCAUCUCCAGCCCGACCAGUACGUAAGUCUUCUUUUGCAGGAUGCUUCCGAAGCAGACAUCCACGCCUACCAGCAAGAUCUACGCAAACUCAAGAAUCGCACAUCUACCGAUCUACAGCACAAUGUCUACCAAAACCGCACUCAAUUCAUCCACAUCUCAAACGAGGCCGACAAGCUCAAGUCUGAGAUGCACACUCUGAGAGCCCUCAUGUCAGAGCUUACAGCUGUCUUGUCACAUGCCACCUCUGCUGGCUCGAACCAGGAGCAACAGGCUGCCCAACAGGAUCGUAAGCGUCAGAAUCGUAGCAGUGUCGCCAAUCUAGAAGCCUUGUGGUCUACCCAUUUGCAGGCCAUGUGGAAACGUGUCGAGGGCUCUCAAAAGUUCUUGCCCGCUGUGCCAGGCCGCCAUAUUGUAUAUGAGUCUGGUCGCUGGCUAGAGUUGAAUGCUGCCACUUGGAAACCUCGUCGUCGUGUCCACGUCAUCCUCCUCAACGACCAUCUGCUCCUAGCUAGUGAAAAGAAGCGUUUUGAUCCUCCUGGAAUAAACUCAAGCCCUCAAAACAAACGCGCUUCGGUCUAUCAACAAGCCCAAACACAGACGCAACUCGUCGCCGAGCGCUGUUGGCCAUUGCAGGACAUACAAAUGACUGAUAUUUCGACACGUGCUACCGACGAUCGACACAACAUAACUACUGCUCUUAGCCUUCGCAUUGGAAAUGAAUCCUGGACCUUGGCUUCUUCUAGUGCUUCUGACUCUGGCCAGGAGGUCAACACAUUACUUGUCCAUUUCCGCAAAGCCGUCGAGGAUCUUCGCAAGACCAUGGUCGCAGACCAGGACCACAGGGGACGUGCCAUGGAUGAGCUUGCAUUCCUCACUGGCCACUCUCGCUUCUACAAGAAAGCUGCCAACCAACACACAGAUAAUGCCGCACUCAACUCUUCCUCGACCCUCAUCGAUGUGGAUGGCAAACAGCAGACUCUGAGAUGGGUCGAGAAUCAAGUUGAUGCACUAGACCUUGACAUAGCCUUGCAACACUUCGACGAUGCCGUCACUUUGAAUGAAAAGUUGCGCAAACUUGCCCGUAACAUAAAAGGCAAUAAUAUUGCUCAGGACAUAAUUCUCUCCAAACUAGAUCAACGUGCUGCCAAAUUGGCCAACAUUCUAGCCAGGCGGCUCAAGGACACAAAUUCUGGUGCUGCUGCCACCAAAGAAAAUGUCAAUUGGCUUAUGAGACUGGGCUUCGAGGAGACGGCUCGCUCGGCCUAUCUUGAAUCACGCAAAGAGGUUCUACGGAAACGAGCAAGACAGAUACCAUUCACUGGUUCCUUGCCGCCGCACCUGACCGCGCUAUCUUAUGUCACCUUCACAAUUAUUCUACACACUUUCCGCACCUUCUCGUCCUCCUUUCCUCCAACAUCAUCAUCAGCGGUCGUCAAAUGGGCCAAAGAACGAAUCGAUGAGUUCAAUGAGAGCUUGGACCGUCAGCUCAGUAGCGUUGAGAGGGGGAGUCCUUUGUGGAACGAUUGUAUUGAUGUUGUUCGAGAGCAAGCCGCCGUGCUAAGUGAGGCCGGUGUAGACUUCUCGGGCCUCAUUGCGCAAGGCCUGACACAGCAAACAUAG